CUUUUAAAACAAUUCACUCGGUCAAAAACAACUGAAAUGCCCUUCCCCACUAUUUUUCUCUCUAGCGACACACAUCACCACCAACAUUACGUCAUUCUUGCUCAAGCCCAGCCAGGUCAUGGCUGGACCGGAGAAUCAUGCAUUCCUCCAGUUUGAGGAGAAUAGUCCCGCGCUUGCUCGAUUAGCCACCAUUCGUCACAAGGCGUUAGAGCCUGCUCGGACAAUUUCAUGGACCACUUUGCAGACACUCGGGGUGAAGGAACGUGCAAAAACUUUUCUCCCGAGUGCGUGGCAGCGGCUUUUUGCAAUCCAGCAACCUCAGUAUCGGGAGCUCGUUCUUGAGUUUUGUUCCACUUAUGAGUUUGCUUUGUCGUGCCAUGAUUUGUUUGAUGAUCAGGCUAUUCGCUUCCGAUUAGGGGGUCAUGACCACCACUUAUCUGUUGCGCAGUUGGGACUGCGUAUGGGCAUUUACACAGAGGCUGAAGUACAGAGACGUUGUUUCAGAAGGGCUUUAAAACAGAUUCCAAAUGAUACCGCCACUGCAUUCUGGCACGAGAUUGGUGAGGGGCCGUACAACCCCACUGUCACCAAGGCCACCCAUCUUCGUGAUCCAUUCCACCGGUACUUCCAUCGGGUACUCGCUCACACGAUCGCUGGUCGGGGUGAGGGCACCGCUGUCUGCACACUUAAAGAUCUGUUCUUUCUGUAUUGUCUUGUCCACACCAGAAGCGAUGUAACUUGGCUUAUGCGCUAGCAUUAUUUUUCACCACAUGCACAGGGUCGAGGGUUACUAGCCGCAUAUGUGGAGGCUCAUACAUUACACAGUUGGCCCACUCAUUCGAGUUCAUGACAGAUGAUAUUAUUGCUGACUUGACUGUGUCCGAUCGCACCACGACCGUUAAUAAACCAAUGUUAGUGCGCUUGAAGCUUGUUAAUCAAUUUCGGGAGUUGGGUUGGAGAUUUAUUAGGGCUAAUGGAGGGCCUUGGACACCAGAGGAGAGAGAGGAGGCUGAGCCAGUGGGAGAGCCCGGCCAUGCAGCAGAGCCAGAUAUGCGCGCUGAGGGUGGGGAUGUACUACAACCUGAUGAUCUUAGGUCCCGCCUUGACAGACAGGAUGCGAGGUUGGCCCAGUUAUGGACAUGUAUGCAGUGGGUGAUGGAGGAGUUACAGGAUUCAGCGAGAGUUGUAGGUAGGAUUGUGCGUCCACUACCGGUCAUUCUACGGGGUCCACCACGUGAUCAGCCAGAUGUCCACAUAGAGGGCUAGUCUGAUCCCCUCCCACCAUCUUUUGGGUUAUGAUAUUGAGUUGUACUUUUUGGUUUUAUAUGUACAAACUCGCUACUUCAUCUUUUGUACUUUUUAUGGUUGUUAGUUUAUUUAGUGCUUUCCUUUACAUGCUUUA
Messenger RNA from Helianthus annuus (common sunflower), 1402 nucleotides. RefSeq lists its product as uncharacterized. Lineage: Eukaryota; Viridiplantae; Streptophyta; Magnoliopsida; Asterales; Asteraceae. The record is from RefSeq and is a predicted model, not a curated record. The coding region runs from base 119 to 754 and encodes 211 amino acids. The transcript is spliced from 2 exons.